AUGCCACGAGUACAUAUCAUUUUGCUGCUGGUUGCGAUAGCAUUCCUGAAUUCCAACGCUCAGCAUGGAAACUUGAAGAAUGUGCAAAAACACACUCCAUCGCCCCUUUCUGCGAGCGGCCUUCAGAAAUUGGCAGCUGAUCCGUUGGUGCUUUUGCCGCAGACAUUGGAAAAUUUGCUCGUUGAGCGAGUGGUCGGAACCGCGGGCCAUGAAAAUGUGAAAAAUUACAUCGUGGAACAGAUGAGUCGGCUCGGCUACACGGUAGAUCUGGACGAGUUUGAGCAAACCGUCCCGAUUCUGGGCAAGGUACGGUUUGGCAACAUAAUCGCCACGCUCAACCCGAACGCGGAACGAAAUCUGGUGCUUGCCUGCCAUUACGAUAGUAAAUACUUCCCCGGACAAAAGUUCAUCGGCGCUACGGAUUCGUCCGUACCGUGUGCAAUGCUAAUUACAAUGGCGGCCACACUGGAACCAUAUCUGCAGUCCGUGAAAGAGAGAACGGGCCUAAGCCUACAGUUUAUUUUCUUCGAUGGUGAAGAAGCAAUACAAAACUGGUCCGAGAAGGAUUCGCUUUACGGCGCACGGCACCUUGCCGAGCAGAUGGAGCGGGACAACACGCUGAAAAAGAUGGACAUGCUCGUACUGCUCGAUCUGCUGGGGACGCCGGAGCCCAAUUUUUAUAGCUAUUUCUCCGAAACGGAAAACUGGUACGUGCAGCUAAUUUCGGUCGAGCGCCGAUUGGACGAGCUGGGUCAUCUGGAAAACUACAGCACAAGCAGUGUUUCAACGUCCCAAAAAUCCAUCGCUUACUUCAAACCACAUUCCAUCUCGGCGCAGAUCGAAGAUGAUCACAUUCCCUUCCUGAGGCGUGAAGUGCCCGUUCUGCACAUCAUCCCACACCCCUUCCCGGACGUGUGGCACAGGCUGGAAGAUAAUGGUGAUAUCGUGGACGUACCGACGGUGCGCAAUUUAAUCAGAAUAUUUUCCGUGUUCGUGAUGGAGUAUCUGCAUGUGCCGUUAUGA
Molecule: messenger RNA, 1023 nt
Organism: Anopheles marshallii
Lineage: Eukaryota; Metazoa; Arthropoda; Insecta; Diptera; Culicidae
Product: glutaminyl-peptide cyclotransferase-like
Exons: 2
Coding region: 1-1023 (340 amino acids)
Molecular function (GO): zinc ion binding; glutaminyl-peptide cyclotransferase activity
Source: RefSeq, a predicted model, not a curated record